Centropristis striata (black sea bass) is the source of this 2533-nucleotide messenger RNA. RefSeq names its product peroxisomal biogenesis factor 5-like b (gene pex5lb). NCBI's taxonomy places the organism in Eukaryota, Metazoa, Chordata, Actinopteri, Perciformes, Serranidae. Gene Ontology annotation, molecular function: protein binding. The transcript is spliced from 14 exons. The coding region runs from base 323 to 2116 and encodes 597 amino acids. Gene Ontology annotation, cellular component: peroxisomal membrane; cytosol. Gene Ontology annotation, biological process: protein import into peroxisome matrix, docking. The record is from RefSeq and is a predicted model, not a curated record.
GUCGCUAGUGCAGCUUGACUUCGGAGCCGCUCGGUCCGGGUCGGCUCUGCUCGGGUUAUUGUCGUCCCGCCCUCCACCGGAGCGGAGCGAGAUGAAAACCGGAUCCCAGUGUCGGACAGUCUGGACAGAGCGGACCGGGACCAGCGGAGCGCGGAGCGGAGCGGACCCGGACUUCAGGCGUCGUCCUGCGGAGGAUUCUGCGCUCGGAGGCCGCGGAGCGACAACGAGCGGGUCUCCGCAGCGGAGCCGGGCUGCGGUGCUCUGCUGGCGGCUGCAGCUGCACGCUGCGACCCGCUGAACGGCGGAGGACGGACCGGGAGACAUGUACCAGGUCCAGGGGACAGGUGAAAGGGUCGUUGCCAUGGUGCUGAAGGAGCUUCCUGCUGACCCCCCCGUCACCGUGACAACCAAGCUGGUCAGGGAGCAGCAGGAGAGUCGUCCCCUGCUGAGCCCCUCCAUCGAUGACUUCCUGUCAGAGAGCCGCAGUGACGCCCCCUCCACCAGACCGCUCACCUCCAACACCGCAGUCCUGUCCACGGCUCUGGACCUGGUGGACCUCAGCGAGCCAGGGCACAGCAACAGCACCAGGGAGUCCAGGAGGAGUCCUCUGAGGAGAAAGGGCAGCUCCAGGAGCCCGCGGCGCCGCACCAGACCGGAUGAGACGGAGCUGAUCCAGGUGGAGGUGGAGCACCAGCCCGCCAGCCCCAGAACCCCGGAGAGGGUCUCCCUGGACUCAGUUAGUCUGUCGUCUCCUCUGGAUAAAUGGGACGAGGUCAACCUGGACGUGGAGGACGGAGGACGCAGGAGACGAUACGAGAAGAAAUGCACCUCCCAUCACUCGUCAAGCGAGCUGCUGUGGUCUGCAGAGUUUAAAACUGAUCCGCUAACCAAGAACUCCUUCGACAUCCACAGCUUCGACGAUCUCGACUUUAUAUCUUCAACACAGGACUGCGUGGCGUCCCGACAGCGCAGACGGACUCGUUCCCUUCUGGCCAGAAACGAGUCUCUGGAGGACGAGUUUGUCAGAGCCAAGGCUGCUGUGGAGUCGGACACAGAGUUCUGGGACAAGAUGCAGGCUGAGUGGGAGGAGCUGGCUCGGAGGAACUGGCUGGAGGACUCUGAGGGUCAGGGGCCGAUCCCGCCCUCCGUCUCACCUGUGGAGAAGAGUUACUUCUUUAACAGCAACAACCCGUACAAAGACUGGCCCAGUGCCUUCGCCGAGGGCCAGGAGAAAGCCCGGGAAGGGGACCUGAACGCUGCCGUGCUGUUGCUGGAGGCCGCCAUCCUGCAGGACCCGCAGGACUCUGAGGCCUGGCAGGUGUUGGGGAUGACUCAGGCUGAGAACGAGAACGAGCAGGCGGCCAUCGUGUCCCUGCAGAGGUGUCUGGAGCUCCGCCCCAACAACCUGCCGGCGCUCAUGGCGCUUGCCGUGAGCUUCACUAAUGGCGGCAUGCAGCGAGAGGCGUGUGAUUCUCUGCGCCGCUGGAUCAGCCACAACCCCCGAUACAAACACCUGGUCCUGGAGCGCAGGAGCCCGCUGAGGGGCUCCCCGGCUACACCGCGCAGGGGCCCCCUCCCCUCCACCCCCGCCAGGUUGGAGCUGCAGGACGUGCUGCUCCUCUUCCAGGAUGCAGCUCUGUUGAAUCUGGACUGUGUGGAUCCAGACCUGCAGACCGGACUCGGGGUUCUCUUCAACCUAGGCUCAGAGUUCAACAAAGCUGUGGAGGCGUUCAGCGCCGCGCUGUCCGUCAGACCACAGGACUACCUGCUCUGGAACCGUCUGGGGGCAACGCUGGCCAACGGCGACCGCAGCGAGGAGGCGGUGGAGGCCUACACCAGAGCUCUGGAGCUGCAGCCCGGGUUCAUCCGGUCCAGAUACAACCUGGGGAUCAGCUGCAUCAACCUGGGAGCUCACAGGGAGGCGGUCAGUAACUUCCUGACGGCUCUGAACCAGCAGCGGCGGUCUCAGCGCUGCAGCAGUCAGCAGAUGUCGGCGAACAUCUGGGCGGCGCUGCGGAUCGCUGUGUCCAUGCUGGACCGGCCCGAGCUGUUCCAGGCCGCCAGCGUAGGGGACCUGGACCUGCUGAUGAGGGCCUUCGACAUGGGGGACGUCUGAGGUGAUGCGGAGACGUGGACGGUUUGGUUUGAAACCAAAGAGACGGCGCCGAAUGAAACCCUUUGCAAUAUAACAGCACAACCCUUUAGCUUCCUGUAAGAACACUGUGCGGCGCCACUGAUGGCCGACGACGAGGUCGGAGAGGACGGCGAGGUCAGAGGUCGGCGAGGCUGCAUUAUUUCAGGGCGUCGACUCGUCCUUCAGUUUAAACACGUGGCAUUAAAGCUCCAAGUUAACAGUUUAGAGAGAAACUUUAACCAGAGCCAGCUGUGAUGUCAUCAUGUAACACGGUGACUUCACUGCGUUACAGCUGUUUCUCUUUAAACACACAAACUUUAUCGUCUUUUAUAGUUGGUCAUAAUUUAGUCUAAAGCUUUAAUUUACCUCCUGUUCACUUGUUCAUUUGUUUGUUUAUUU